UCCGAUGGUGGCUGACCUCAGUCCACUCCAUCUUGGUGGGUGGCACCUCCAUCCUUCCAAUGGCUCGGGCCAAAGCCCUCAGGGUCAUUUUAUAAAAACUAUUUGUUUUUGUGUUGACGGUGCUGGGUCUUUGUUGCCGCACAGAGGCUCCUCAUUGUGGCAGUUUGUCUUGUUGCAGAAUGUGGGCUUCAGUACUUGUGGCACAUGGGCUUAGCUGCCCUGCGGCAUUGUGGGAUCUUCCCGGACCAGGGGUCAACCUCAAGUCCCCUGCAUUGGCAGAUGGAUUCUUCAGCACUGUGACCACCAGGGAAGUCCCUCAGAAUCAUUUUUUUUUACUCCUUCUAAUCACCUUUUCUCUGCCCCAGCCCUCAAACUCCAUUCUGUCAGCAAAGCCUGUUGACUCUACCUUCAAAUCAGAUCUAGAAUUUAACCCAUUCUUACCUCUUCUUCCCUACAACCCUGGCACAUCUGGCACCUAGUACCUGGGCUAGUCCAGUGGCCUCCUCAUGGAGCUCUGCUUCUGCCCUUGACCCCCCAGGCCAGAGGGAGCCUUUGAUAGUCUCAUCUCUGUGCCCCAGAUUCUCCAGUAACUUUUCUUCUGGCUCAAAUAUUUGUUAAAGGCAAGGAGGAAGAAAUGAAUGGAUGAAUGAAUGUCCUUUUCCACAUCUGUAGUAGCUGGCAGAUAGUAAGUGCUAAGAAAGCACCUGCAACGAGAAUACAAGGGGCAGGACUUCCGUGGUAGCAUAGUGGAUAAGAAUCUGCCUCCCAGUGCAGGGGAUGCAGGUUCAAUCCCUGGUCCAGGAAGAUUCCACAUGCUGCGGAGCAACUAAGUGUGUGUGCCACAGGUACUGAAGCCCACACACGUAGAGCCCGUGUUCCGCAACAAAGAGAAGCCACUACAGUGAGACGCCCACACACCACCAUGAAGAGUAGCCCCUGCUUGCUGCAACUAGAGAAAGCCCCCGAGCAGCAACAAAGACUCAGUGCAACCAAAAAUAAAUAAAAAUGAAAAAAAAAGAAUACGUGGGGCACGAGUGAGUGGGUGAGGAUGGGAGCACACAGUAGGUACAUGGGGAGCCUGGUGAAGACAGCAGCACACAGUAGGCACACAGGGAGCCUGGUGAGGCCUGGAGCACACAGUAGGUACCUGGGGAGCCUGGUGAGGACAGGAGCACACAGAAAGUACACAGGGAGCCUGGUGGGGAUGGGAGCACACAGUGGGUACAUGGGGAGCCCAGUGAGGACUGAAGCACACAGAAGGUACACGGGGAGCCUGGUGAGGCCUGGAGCACACAGAAGGUACACAGGGAGCCUGGUGAGGCCUGGAGCACACAGUAGGUACACAGGGAGCCUGGCAGGCUCUUGGGUGAGGUGGUUCUUGCUCCUGGUGGCAGCAGAAGCAGCCCUCCAACCAGCAACCCCUCCCCUCCCCUCUCGGGUUGGGAGUGGGGCAGGCAGGCAGAGCCCAGGCCAUCUCGGGGCCCUGGCCUGGCCAGCCUCUCUUUUGGGUGGGGCAGCUGAUGUGGCCACUGGUUCCGGGAACCCUCGCUGGGCAGCAGUUCUGGGAAGGCUGUGUCUUCCCUUCCCUCCUGGCCCCCUGCCAGACCGGCUCAGCUGCCCCGGAGAGCAAGGGAAGCUGCCGGCCAGCUUCAGAUUGUGACGUUUCAGGAGUCAGCAGCUCCCAGGGGAGGUCCCUCCCGCAGCCCUGCUGUCCUGGGCUCCCUCUCCACGUGCUCCUUGUCACGGGGCUGGCUGCAUCCUGUCCACUGAUCCACCCCCUCCACCGCCACCCCUCCCUUCACUCGGUCUGCAGCCAAGAGAGGGAAGAGGAGUAGGAGGCCUGUGCGCUCCGCUGGGCUCAGGACGCACAGACGGGUCAUUUCCAUACCCCUGCUGGCUUCUGACAUUUCAGGACUCACUGCUCAUCUCCCCUCAGAUCAAAAAAAGAGCCCUUGUUGCCACCCCGUCUGUGCCGUGUGAAGACGUGCACAUCACAUCUUGCGUUUUCCUCUGAGAUGCAACACCGGCUGUCCCUGUGAAACCAGUCGGUGUGCGUAUAUGGGUGUGUAUGCGAACAUACAUACGUCUGGAUGUGCCCUCCAAGACAGAUCAAAGCAGGCACCGUAGGAUCUCUCGAUGGGGCGGCUUCUCUCUUUACUCAUGUUCCCAGUGAGCUGCCUGAUCCUGUUGUGGGUGGCCGGCUCUGGGAGCAUGAGGGUCCUUCAGUAUCCCACCUGCUUCUCGGACUACAUCAGCAACUCCACCUGUGAGUGGGAGAUGGCCGAGCCCACCAACUGCAGAGCCAAGCUCCACCUGUCCUACCAGCUGAAUUUUUACUACUCUGAAAACCACACAUGUGUCCCCGAGAACAGAGCAGGUAUGGGGGGCACGGUGUGCGUAUGCCAUCUGCUGAUAGAGAACCCAGUCAGACAAGACGUCUACCAGCUGGACCUGUGGGCCGGGAAGCAGCUACUGUGGAACAGCUCCUUCAAGCCCAGCGAGCAUGUGAAACCACCGGCCCCCAGAAACCUCACGGUUCACGCCGACAUCUCCCACACGUGGCUGCUGACGUGGAACAACCCGUACCCUUCUGAGAACCUCCUGUACUCCGAGCUCACCUACCUGGUCAACAUCUCAAAUGAAAAUGACCCCACGGAUGUGCAGGUGGGUGGAGGCCAUUGUCAGCCACUCACGUUCUCGCCUCAGAUAUUCACAUUGGAGGGACGACAUCUGAACGCCAGGGGCCCUGGCGCCCCGUGGAGCCAGCAGUUCAGAACCUAUAACGUGACCUACAUGGGGCCCACCCUGCGUGUCGCGGCCAGCACCCUGAAGUCUGGAGCUUCCUACAGCGCACGGGUGAAGGCCUGGGCUCAGAGCUACAACAGCAGCUGGAGCGAGUGGAGCCCCAGCACCAAGUGGCUUAACUACUACGGGGAGACCUGGGAGCAGCGCCUCCAGCUGGGCGUCGGCAUCUCAUGCGUCAUCGUCCUGGCGGUGUGCGUGUCCUGCUACAUCAGCAUCAUCAAGAUUAAGAAAGAAUGGUGGGACCAAAUUCCCAACCCAGCCCACAGCCCCCUCGUGGCUGUUGUCAUCCAGGAUUCUCAGGUGUCACUGUGGAGGAAGCGGUCUCGAGGCCAGGAACCAGCCAAGUGCCCACACUGGAAGACUUGUCUUGCCAAGCUCCUGCCCUGUUUACUGGAGCAUGGCAUGGAGAGGGAUGACGACUUCUCUAAGGCUGCUAGAAAUGGGCCUUCCCAGGGUUCUGGGAAAGUAGCAUGGUGCCCCGUGGAGGUCAGCAAGACGAUCCUCCGGCCAGAGAGCAUCAGCGUGGUGCGGUGCGUGGAGCUGUUUGAGGCCCAAGUGGAGAAGGAAGAAGAGGAAGUGGAGGAAGAUAAAGGGAGCUUCUGCCCAUCACCUGAGAACAGCGGGGGACUCUUCCAGGAGGGCAGAGAGGACAUUGCGGCCCGGCUGACAGAGAGCCUGUUCCUGCACCUUCUCAGAGAUGAGACUGGGGGCUUUAGUCCACAAGGUGUGGAGUCCUGCCUUCUUCCCCCUUUAGAAAAUGCAAAUGCUCAGAGGCCCUGGGCCGAGUUCCCAAGGGUGGGGCCCCAGGAGGCAUCAUCUGAGGACAAGGAACAGCCUCUGAGCCCCGAGUCAAGUCCUCCGGCCAAUCCAACCCAGAACCCAGCUAGCCUGCCUCUCCCAGAGAUGCCCGCCGUCAUCUCAGACAACCCUGCUUACCGCAGCUUCAGCACCUUCCUGAGCCAGUCCUCGGGCCCUGGAGAGCUUGACUCGGACCCACAGCUGCCCGAAUGCCUGGGGGAAGUGGACCCCAACAUCCCCACCACCCCCGAGCCGGAACCAGAAACCUGGGAACAGAUUCUGCGUCAGAGGGUCCUCCAGCACAGGGCGGCCCCCGGCCCCGCCUCGGCCCCUAGCAGCGGCUACCGGGAAUUUGUGCAGGCGGUGAAGGAGGGUGGCACCCAGGACAGCGGGCUGGCCGGCUUUGGGCCCUCUGAAGAGGCCGGCUACAAGGCCUUCUCCAGCUUGCUCGCCAGCAGUGACAGCUGCCCUGCAACUUCUGGGGUUGACCCCAGCAGCGGGGAAGGGGGCUACAAACCCUUCCAGAGCCUCGCUUCUGGCUGCCCCAGGACCCCUUCCCCCACUCCCGUCCCCCUGUUCACUUUCGGCCUGGACAUGGACCCCCCUCACAGUCCUCAGGACUCAGAGUGGCCUGAGUUGGAGCCAGCUGUCAAGGGAGACAAUGGACAGAAACCCCUCUUCGCCCCGGUGCCGGCCACAGACCCUCUCAGGGACGACCUGGGCAACGGCGUCAUCUACUCAGCCCUCACCUGCCACCUGUGCGGGCACCUGAAGCAGUGCCAUGGCCAGGAGGAAGCUGGCAAGGCGCAAAUUGUGGCCAGCCCCUGCUGCGGCUGCUGCUGUGGGGACAGGUCCUCGCCUCUGCUGAGUCCGCUGAAAGCCCCAGACUCCCUGCCCCAGGGGCCUCCACUGGCGGCCAGCCUCUCUGCGGCCUCCCUAGCACCCUUAGGUGUCUCAGAGGAGGGGAAGUGCCCUCUGUUCAAUGCCCCCAGCCAUGCCCAGAGCUCAGGCCAGGCUCCUACAGUGGCUGCCAUGCUCUCUCCAGGGCCCACGUGCAUGGACGCUUCCUAGGUGCGUGCCUGCUCCUUGCUGAAGUCUACAGAGGAGAUGGGGCCUUAAUCAGGCCUGCGAAAUGCCUGCCUCUGGAAGGCCGCCAGGCUGGCAGAGUUCCAGAAGACUCUGGGAACUCUGGAGUGAAGUUCUCAGACGCCGGGUCUACAGGGACUGGACGCCCCCAGCUCCCUUUGCUGGCCCCGGCUCACCACCUCCCAUGGGAGUGGGGGCUCCAGGCAGCUGUGCCCACAGAGGCACCUGCAGUCAUCUGGAGAUUCCCCGGGCACCUUGGCUUGUGCACAAGCUGUUGGCCACUUCAUCGGUUCACAGAUGCACGAGCAGACUGUCCCUGUCAUACUCAAGGCAUAUUCUGUCACUCUGACUGUCCCUGUCAUACUCAAGGCAUAUUCUGUCACUCUGACCCAGUUCUUGCCCAGACUCUGGAGUAGCUACCACCAUCUCUCUAGAUUGGAUGCUGAGCCUAGAAACUCACCAAGCCAACUGGGGAAUUGACUUGGGAGGCCUUGGGAAAUUGAGGUCCAGGAAGGGUGGUCAUCUGCCCAGAGAUGUCUAUUCAUUCAACAGAAGUUGACGCUGGGGGCAAGGUCUGAGCUGCAGAGGGGUGAUUAAUUAAGCGGAGUUAACCAAGGACAUGAUAAAUUGUGAUUUCUGAGACGUGACAGCUUGUGGCCAGCUUCCCACUCAAGGCUGGGAUUCCUGUUAAGCAUUGGAUCCCCAGAGAAGAGGCAUGCCUGGCAACCUUGGGGCAGGCGUGUGCCCCCAGGGAUGCCAUUGCUGGCAUCACUGCUUCAGAAGGUGUGGCUCAGGCCUCCUGAUCCAGCGAGCUGGGGUGACCAAGACGCUAACACCAGGCACAUCACCCACACAUCAUCAACUCCCACCUCAGGUUGAGGAAUGCUUGUUUGUGUGCAUCUCAAAAAUUAUUUCAUCACUGGGUGUUUGUGUUUGCUGAGGAGGGUGGAAUGGGAAGAGACGGAGUUUUGUAUAAAUAAAUGUUCUUUAUCUCUUUCCCCUCCCCCGCCACCAUUUAUUAAAUCAACAUCCUGCCAAGCA
This is a messenger RNA of Bubalus bubalis (water buffalo), 5730 nucleotides long. It is a transcript of the gene IL4R, whose product is annotated as interleukin 4 receptor. Bases 2137 to 4674 code for a protein of 845 amino acids. NCBI's taxonomy places the organism in Eukaryota, Metazoa, Chordata, Mammalia, Artiodactyla, Bovidae. The transcript is spliced from 12 exons. Gene Ontology annotation, cellular component: external side of plasma membrane; membrane. Gene Ontology annotation, biological process: cytokine-mediated signaling pathway; production of molecular mediator involved in inflammatory response. Gene Ontology annotation, molecular function: protein binding; cytokine receptor activity. The record is from RefSeq and is a predicted model, not a curated record.